UCUAAGCUUUCAUUCCUUUUAGUCAGAAUAUCUUUUUAUGUACACCUGAGUAUACAAUAAAAUCUACGUCCGCCAAAAAAAAUUGGCAAGUAUUAAUACAGCCCAUUUUCUAAAUUAGGUUCACCACAACCUGAUGAAGUUCAUUUUCCCUCCAUUCUCUGUCUCUCUUUCUUCCACAUUGCAACAAAACCAUAAUUAAAUCAAUCAAAAACCCUCAAAUUUCAAAAUCAAAACUAAAUCUUUUCCAGAAUCCUCAGUUCAUCCAAAAAUGGCGUCUCCAAAUCUUCGAAGAAUUUUCUCUCUCCUCCUCACACACCUAACAAUCACCCAAAUCUGCCCAGCAACUUCAAAUUCUGCAGAAAAAGUGAAACUAGAUUUGUACUACGAAAGCUUGUGUCUGUACAGUGCUGACUUCAUCAUCAACGACCUCGCAAUCAUCUUCCAAAACGGUAUAAUCGACAUCGUUGACCUUCGCCUUUUUCCUUGGGGCAAUGCUAAGCUCACUUCCAAUAAUUCCUUUACUUGCCAGCAUGGUCCUAAUGAAUGUUUGCUUAAUAUUGUUGAAGCUUGUGCCAUUCAUGCUUGGCCUAAUCUGGAUGACCACUUCCCGUUUAUUACUUGCGUUGAGAGUCUUGUUUAUGAGGGUAAGUACUACCAGUGGGAAACUUGUUUCAAGGAAUUGGGAUUGGAUCCAGAACCUAUUACUGAUUGUUACAAGAGUGAAGCUGGAAAGAAGCUUGGGCUAAAGUACGCAGCUCUAACUGAUGCCCUCAAACCUCUGCAUAAAUACGUGCCUUGGGUUGUUGUGGAUGGAAAACCACUCCUUGAGGAUUUUGAAGACUUUAUAACCUACAUAUGUAAAGCGUACAAAGGACCACAACCUAGUGCCUGUAAUGUGGUAUCCUUUGCAAGUGCUAUUACAAAGAAGGCUAGUCAUGUUCACCUUGUUUCCUACACAGAACAGACCAUAAAGGCGACACCCUUAAUGAAAAUGUGGUCCUUCAUACAAUCGUGGAUGGAUCUGAUGGUCUAAAUCAUGUUAUCAUGUAAAUUUUUUUUUUUUGCCUCAAGAAGCCAUAAAGGCUUUCAUGAAGUACCGUUUAUGCUGUAUAUAACGUUUGUUGCAGAAUUUGUUAAAUUCGUGAAUGUUGUCUAUGUAAACCAGCUGUACUUUUGCUAGUCUGUGAGUUUCGUUGUGUGGAAGAAGGUUGUUCAGAAUCUCAACAGAUAUUUUUUAAUUACUUCAGCUUAAAUUAGCAAUUGAAAUUGUAAUGUCUCAGAUUGGCACGAACAGUCAAUCCAAUUUAUUGUCUAUUGGUACUCGUA
Molecule: messenger RNA, 1326 nt
Organism: Chenopodium quinoa (quinoa)
Lineage: Eukaryota; Viridiplantae; Streptophyta; Magnoliopsida; Caryophyllales; Amaranthaceae
Product: gamma-interferon-inducible lysosomal thiol reductase-like
Exons: 5
Coding region: 269-1033 (254 amino acids)
Molecular function (GO): oxidoreductase activity, acting on a sulfur group of donors, disulfide as acceptor
Source: RefSeq, a predicted model, not a curated record